Leptosia nina is the source of this 1518-nucleotide messenger RNA. The record is from the annotation of a GenBank genome assembly. NCBI's taxonomy places the organism in Eukaryota, Metazoa, Arthropoda, Insecta, Lepidoptera, Pieridae.
AUGGGGAGUGCUAGAUACUGCAUUGAUUUGGUGCUAUGGGGGGCAAUAGCGUAUCUGAUGGUGUUUCCUCCCCUCACAGAGACCAGAAUGGAGGAAAGCAUGGAGCCUCAUCCCACAUCAACGGAGAAGCCGGAAACAGAAGCUCCGCGUAUUGAACUGAAGAUGGGGAAAUGCUUCCACAUGUCGAGGGAGCAUUGUCCCACGGAGCAGCGUUGCAAGAGAGUGGAUCCCGUGUCCGUCUUCUGCUGCGACGUGGACAGCUUCAGACUGAGAGAGGCACUGGCUAUCACAAUGACGCAGAAUACCACAAACUUGCACGUCCUGAAUGCAACGAUCAAGGAGCUGGACGUCUCGCAGUCGACCUUUAGAAGAUUAACCUCCAUGGCCCUCACUGACGGAAAUAUCGGGAAAAUUGUAGGCCAAUUUCCAAAGUACUCAUCUAUCGCCUGCUUGAACAUCUCCAACAACAACUUGAGCAGUAUCACACCACAGCCCCCGGGGCAAAGGCCUUUCGCGUACCUUUUCACGCUGUCGAUUUUGGACGCAUCGGCGAAUAACCUCACAGAGUUCCCACUCAGCCUGGUGCAAAGCAAUAGGAAGAUACAUGUGGAUUUGUCAGGUAAUAACUAUCUGCCGUGCAAGCACUUCCAGAAGGCCAUGGAAGCAAACAACGGCUCCCUUCUCCAAUUCUUGAACCACGAGAAUACGUACUGCGCUCUGGACCUUCGCUUCAAUUGGUUCCAGAACGUGCAAAUUGUCCAGAUAGACCAUUUACAAGUGCAGAAGGACUUGAACAAAAGCUGUCAGGACAUAAAGCCGGCGAACAUUAACUGCACAUGCACCACUCUGCUCGAGCUGGUGGUCCACCAGGAGGCGACUUACGUUGUGGCAGUGGAUUGCUCCCAACGGGGCCUGAAGGAGUUACCCACUGGUCUGCCCAAUAACACCGUCAACCUAAACGUGUCUUAUAACAACAUCACAUCACUGCAAGCGAUCUCCGAUGACGCGUCCUACGACCACCUGAGCUGGUUGAUAGCGGACCACAACGACAUCGCCAGCAUCGUGGAGCUGGAGGGCUCCAAGUUUAUCGACAACUUUCGCCUCUUCUCCAUCACUAACAACAAGUUGAGAUCGAUACACCCCUACGUGCUGUCGAAUCGAUUCGUGACAACCGGAGCGACAAUGCUGAUUGCUGAUAAUCACAUUCACUGCGACUGUAACACUGAGAAAGUUCUCAAGCCCUGGCUCCUGGAACACAACGUAGCAAUACCGGACUACAAAGACCUGUGGUGCGACAACAGCAUGGGCGCCGUGGUCGACCUCAAGGAGUUCCAAGUGUGCCACACUCCACGCGACUGGACUGACUACAUAUACUACAUCAUCGGUCUGGAGGCGCUGGUCCUCGCGCUGCUGAUUAGCAAAGUGUCGUAUGACUACUGGGUCUUCAAGACGGCGGGAUACUUGCCGUGGCCGGCGAACAAGAUGCCGAGGCUGCCCUGUGACUGGCUUUGUGAAUAG